Molecule: messenger RNA, 1290 nt
Organism: Coniophora puteana RWD-64-598 SS2
Lineage: Eukaryota; Fungi; Basidiomycota; Agaricomycetes; Boletales; Coniophoraceae
Exons: 2
Coding region: 1-1290 (429 amino acids)
Source: RefSeq, a predicted model, not a curated record
AUGGAUGCAGCGGAGCUUGCGCCUCCCAUUCCCUUCCUCUCUGAGGUUGCUAGGGACGAGGGGGUCAACACUCUGCCUGCAAACAGGUCCAGUCACCCGGAUACACCUCCCCCAAGCUUUGGGGGCCUGGACCAUCAAGGCGUGCAUUUCAUUCACUGCCGCAUGCCUUCUGGAUCCGAUUCAGCCGCUCCUCCUUUGAAGCAUGCCAACACAGGCAAGGAGAGGGCCGUGGAUCCUCCCUCACCGCCAAUUGAGGGUGCCAUUUCCAUUGCGGCUCCGGUUGUGGGCAUUCCUCACUCUCUGCCGCGCCCUUGCAUCUGCUUCCAGGCUCCACUGGAAUCAGAUUCAAUCUCGAUCACUCUGGCUUCCUCGAUCUUGGGCACUCGCGUUCUCCGCAAGGGAUUCCCUCUGCCUGCUUCGGUUGCCCCAGCUCGGGCGGUGCACAUUCCUUCCACGGACUGGGUUGCUGUCUGGGAUGUCAUGGACAAUGAGGACCGGGCUUCCCUGUCCCAUGUUGUUAUCGCUUGCACUCCCCCUGCUCCUCCUCCCCCCGCGGCUCCACCACAUGCUGCCUCCAGUGAGUUUCCCUCCUGUCCCCAGUUUCCACCAGGGCUCUUCCCUCCUCACCUUUUCCAAUGUUUGCUUACCUUCCUACCUUGCAGCCUUCCCGACUGUGAGCACUUCUUGCAUUUGAAUGUCCAGAGUGCCUGCGCUGCUGCCACACCUGCCCUGGCUGCCGCUCCUGCACCCUUUGCGCAUCCCGCGCCAGUUAUUGCCCAUGUGCUGGCUGCCAUGCCCACACUGGUGGCAGCUGCAGUUCCGUCCCCUCUUGCCCAUUGCCUCCCUACCACGCUGUCCCAGCUCAGUGGGCUUACCCUGCCCAUCCCUCCAAAAGUUGUGGCUGCCAUGAAAGUCAGGUGGGUCACCCACAUCACCCUCACAGCUCUCACAAACGAGGCCCUGCAGGGUCUUUGGAAUAACACCCACAACGAGCGCAUGGCAUCCAUUGCCUCUACCGGUGUGCUCACCAUCAUGCCUACCAUGUGGGACCUUGCGGAGCAGGACCCAGGCAAUGCUCUUCGCUGGGCUUCCAUUUGGGAGGAGCAUGGUUGCAUGAUCCACGUCCACCCUGACCUUUACAAGGAGGGGCAUUGGACAGUCUUCCUGUGCUAUGACAUUGAGGUGCGGCAUAACCUUGCCAGCGGCUCUGAGGAUUUCAAUCCCUUGGUCUGGCAGGAACAUGUCUGGAAUUGCCUUGUCACUGAGUGGCAGAUGGACUGGGUCAACUAG